ACAACCCAAUUUGUUUUCUUCACUUUCUUCUAUCUCACUCACACCGAUCCCAUCAUCAUCAUCAACACAACACCACUGUUUUUAUUUUACUUUUUCCCCACCUGAAUCUCGGUUCUCUCUCAAGAAACAACCAUGGAAGGCCUUCCCAAAGGUUACCGUCCCAACGUUGGAGUCUGUCUGAUCAACUCCGAUUUCCAGGUUUUUGUGGCUUCCAAAUUGAAUGUACCUGGAGCAUGGCAAAUGCCUCAGGGUGGGAUUGAGGAUGGUGAAGAACCAAAAUCUGCUGCCAUUAGAGAACUUCGAGAAGAAACAGGAAUAGUAUCUGCUGAAAUAAUUGCUGAGGUUCCAAGAUGGUUGACUUAUGACUUCCCUCCUCAUGUGAAGGCCAAAGUUAAUCGUCUGUGGGGAGGUGACUGGCAUGGGCAGGCACAAAAAUGGUUCCUUAUGCGGUUAACAAAAGAUGACAGUGAAAUCAAUUUGGCAACUGGAGAAGCGGACCCAGAAUUUGCUGAAUGGAAAUGGGCUCACCCUGAAGAAGUUAUUGAGCAGGCUAGUUUCAGAAUCUUGUUUACAGAUAGCAGUGGACUACAAGAGACCAACUUACGAAGAAGUUAUAAGAACCUUCAUGCCAUACUUUCAAGGGAACUCAAUGUCAGGCAAAUGUAAAUCGACAAAGUGGUGAAUAUAUGAGUUUGCAUUGUAGUUUUAUGCAUUUCCUUAACUGAUUUCGGCACACGCUGUUCUUUGUAAAUGGAUAAUAGUUGCCAGUUAGAACUUCUCUUUAGGUGGUUGCCUUGUAAUAAUUAAAAUAUAUGCCCAGAAUUACAUGGUUUUGUUUCAAAAUUUGAUGCAACGAUGAUUGUGAAUGUGUAUAGAAAUGGUCAGUAAAGUAACGGUAAUUUAGAAUA
Neltuma alba is the source of this 908-nucleotide messenger RNA. Its product is annotated as nudix hydrolase 25-like. NCBI's taxonomy places the organism in Eukaryota, Viridiplantae, Streptophyta, Magnoliopsida, Fabales, Fabaceae. Gene Ontology annotation, biological process: ribose phosphate metabolic process; nucleoside phosphate metabolic process. The record is from RefSeq and is a predicted model, not a curated record. The transcript has 6 exons. Gene Ontology annotation, cellular component: chloroplast. Gene Ontology annotation, molecular function: guanosine-3',5'-bis(diphosphate) 3'-diphosphatase activity; bis(5'-adenosyl)-pentaphosphatase activity. The coding region runs from base 133 to 666 and encodes 177 amino acids.